CCUCAGGUGAUCCGCCUGCCUUGGCCUCCCAAAGUGCUGGGAUUACAGGUGUGAGCCACCACGCCCAGCCCCUACUGCAGUUUUGACACUGGGAUGUGAACUCGUCCACACUCCUGCCCUAGAGAGGGGGCCUGUGUUCCUCCCACUGACUCUUGGCAGCUGUGACUGCUUGGACCAAUAGAGUACAGUGGAAGUGACACUGUGUGACUUCCAAAGUGAGGUUAUAACAAGUUCUACAAUUUCUGCCGUGCUCACUGAAAACACUCUUGGAACUCUGGGCCACCUGUAAAAGCCCAAGCACCCUGAAGCUGCCAUGCUGGGAAGAAGCCCAGGUCACACGGGGAGGGCCUUCCCCCCGUGGAAUGGAGACAUGCAGGGUCUCCAUUCACAGUUCCAGCUGAGCCCAGCUUUUGAGCUCUCCUGCCCAGGAGCCACACUUGUGAGUGGAGCAGCCUCCAGAUAAUUCCAGUGCCCAAUCCUUCAAGUCAUGCGGGCUGCUCAAGCCUUCCCAUCUGGGGCCCCAGACAUGAGGAAGCCCUCCCUACUCUGCCCUGAGUGCCUGAUCCUCAGAACCUGUGAGUGUAAUAAAAUGAGCCUGUUGUGUGUCUCUAAAUGUAGGUGGUCUGUUACACAGCAGUAGAGAACUGGAAUGUCCCUCACUCACAAGGACUCUGGCAACACCCGCAGUUUCCAUCUCCUUCCAGAUCUGCCAUCUCCUGGGGGACUUAAGUGUCAUACAAAUAACCUCCCAUUGCCAACACUCUGGCCUCCCAGUCCUUGACCUCCUCACCCACAGCAAUGUCCUCACCUGUCACCUGGGCUAACUCUUCCAGUGAACAAAUGGCAGGGUCUAGUGGUUUUAAGGGACACCAUGAGGGCUGUUAUAAGGGAAAUGGAGGCUUCCUCUUGUAGCCCUUCCAAAGGUCCUGUGCCCCCCCUCUGGUGUUGUCAAUAUGCAGGAUAUUGGGAAGAGCUGCAGGUCACAAAGUCACCAUGUCAACCUUCCUGUCAACCAUAAAGGAAUUCUGUCCCCAGGGUGGGGGAAGGGCCAGGCAGGUAGCUGGAGGCAAGUCUCCCAGAGCCAGCUGCUGACCCUAGUCCCUGCGAUCUGGGGAGGUACCUGGUGAAGGGCCGCAGUGUGCACUGGUGAAAGGGCAGGAGGAGGGGUGUGGCCCUUGGGCAUAAGGGGAGGCGCCAGAGAAGGUGGCCAGAGGUGGCCUGUGCUCAGCCUAUCUGGGCCCUGGCACAGGCACCCAAGAGUGAGGUGGGGUCACAGGGACGGCCAAAUAAUGAGGAGCCGUGGCCGCUGGGGGCCCUGCUUCCUGCUCUUCCUGCUGCUGCUUCCUCCACCACUUUUUAGAGCAGGAAGCCUUCGGUACCAUGGACCUGGCUGGAGAAUGUUGCAACGCCUGGCCCUGGGCUCCAGGAGGGCCCACCACCGCCGUGGCCCAGGAUGGAGGCAGCACUUGCGCCAGGGGCAAGCAGGUCACAGAUGCCAGGGCUCAUUUGACCUCUACUUCAUCUUGGACAAGUCUGGCAGCGUGAACAACAACUGGAUUGACCUUUAUAUGUGGGUGGAGGAAACAGUGGCGAGGUUCCAAAGCUCAGAUAUUCGGAUGUGCUUCAUCACCUACUCCACAGACGGCCAGACUGUCUUGCCACUCACCUCAGACAAGAAUAGAAUAAAAAAUGGUCUUGACCAGCUUCGGAAAAUUGUACCUGACGGACACACAUUCAUGCAGGCAGGAUUUAGAAAGGCAAUUCAACAGAUUGAAACGUUCAACUCCGGAAACAAGGUUCCCAGCAUGAUUAUUGCUAUGACUGAUGGAGAGCUGGUUGCACAUGCAUUUCAGGACACUCUCAGAGAAGCUCAAAAAGCUCGGAAACUGGGGGCCAACGUUUACACCGUGGGUGUGGCCGAUUAUAAGCUGGACCAGAUAACGGCAAUUGCAGACAGCCCGGAGCACGUGUUUGCAGUGGAGAAUGGCUUCAAGGCCAUGAGAGACACCGUUGAUGCUCUCACGUCAAAGGUCUGUCUUGACGUGACAUCGGUGGAGCCUCCCACUGUGUGUGUAGGAGAACCCUACCAUGUGGUUGUUCAUGGAAAUGGCUUUCAGAAUCUAAAGAAACAGGAUGAAGUUAUUUGCAGAUUUAUCUUCAAUGAAAGCACUAUCAUUGAUGAAAAGCCAACCAGUAUCGACAAUAAUUCCAUGAAUUGCCCUGGGCCAAAACUAGAAAAACCUGGAGAGGAGUACUUUAUUGAAGUCAGCUUGAACAAUGGCAAAACAUUCUUCAAGAGCAAUGUCAGCGUCACCAGCAGCACAUGUGGCAUUUUCAGCAACUGGCUCUAUUUUUUGCUGCCUCUGCUGCUUCUGCCACUACUGCUGUGUUGUCUCUGGCGGCUGUGCCGCAAGAAGACUGUCAAGGAGCCACCACCUGUGCAGAAGCCAGAAAAGGAGCCAGAGCAGGAGAAACCACCACCUCCACCACCACCAUCACCACCACCGCCUCUGCCUCCACCACCUCCGCCCCCACCUCCGCCCCCAGCUCCUGUAAACACCUGCCCCACCGUGAUUGUUUGUUGCUGUGCAUGCCAAGGAGUGUGCGGGAUGAGAGGGAUAGAGGGCAAUCUGGAUACCUUUUGUGACCUCUCUCACCCAAGCUGCUGCCAGGUGCCAUGGAUGUGGUGUCAGCGCAGGGACCAGGGGAGGUACCUCAGCUUAGCUCUUGCACAGUCCCAAUACGCACAGGCUCCCUGCUGCCCAAGGAUCUGCUUUCCACACAGCCAGGAGUCCCUUUCCCUACCACAGGCUCCCUGCCGCCCAAGGAUGUGCCUGAGACACAGCCGGGAGUGCCUCGCCCUCAAACAGGCUCCCUGCAGCCCUAGGAUCUGCCUGAGACACAGCCCGGAGUACUUUUCCCAAGCACAGACUCUGUGCAGCCCAAAGAGCUGCCUUCAACCUGGCCGGCAGUGCCUCCCCGUCACCUGCUCCUCCAGGUGCCACCUCCUCCCUGCUAGGUGCUCGAGGCCUCCCUCCAGGAUCCUGCCGCUGUUGUCCCCACUGCUCAGGCACACUGCAGAACCCCCUCUGUCCCUCCCUCCCUCGGAGCCCAACUUCUAA
Cercocebus atys (sooty mangabey) is the source of this 3122-nucleotide messenger RNA. RefSeq names its product anthrax toxin receptor-like. NCBI's taxonomy places the organism in Eukaryota, Metazoa, Chordata, Mammalia, Primates, Cercopithecidae. Gene Ontology annotation, molecular function: signaling receptor activity. The coding region runs from base 1290 to 3122 and encodes 610 amino acids. The transcript has 17 exons. The record is from RefSeq and is a predicted model, not a curated record. Gene Ontology annotation, cellular component: membrane.